GUCAAGGCCACAGAUGCCACUUGGCUCGCCAGGCCCAAUUUGUCAGAGGAGGCUUACCAGAUCGAGGGGGAUGAGACGGUCAAGAGGCUCGCGGUUCGAGUCACAGGCACGCCGACCAUCGCGGCGCGCAGAGUCACCGCGGCCGUCGGCGCCCUCAACAUCGGCAACAGGGGGCGGGAGCGCAUCGCGGUCGAGGACGCGCAGGGCUUGCAUGAGGAACAACACGUGUCAGAGGACAAGAGCCCGCCUCAGCUGACGGCUCGUGAAGGGCACCCCGCGAAGAUCGAAUGGGGCCGCGCUGCGCUGCAGAAGCUGGUCAUUGAUUUCCAACGGACUGAGCAGCUCGUCUCCGGCGCGGCGGCUGGCCGGCGGCUG
Messenger RNA from Prorocentrum cordatum, 375 nucleotides. Lineage: Eukaryota; Dinophyceae; Prorocentrales; Prorocentraceae. The record is from the annotation of a GenBank genome assembly.